Messenger RNA from Chenopodium quinoa (quinoa), 1805 nucleotides. Its product is annotated as transcription factor MYB36-like. Lineage: Eukaryota; Viridiplantae; Streptophyta; Magnoliopsida; Caryophyllales; Amaranthaceae. The transcript is spliced from 3 exons. The record is from RefSeq and is a predicted model, not a curated record. Bases 598 to 1557 code for a protein of 319 amino acids.
UUUUUUUUAAAUCAUUUAAAAUAAUUGACGUGACUAUUAACUACAGAUAAAUUAAUAAAGUAUAUUAACAAAAUCAUGAUAUCCUCACCCUGAAGGCCCCAACCCCCUCUCCUCCCUCCUUCCUCCUUUAUUUUGGGGCUUUCAUCAUAGUAAGAAAAGCAAAUUACAUGUGUUGCAAUAGUUUGACUAGGUUAAUCCCUACAAAAUGAAAAAGGAGGGAAAAAAAAGGAAUAAAUAAACAAAACAAACACCAAUAAUACACACUUCAAAUUCUUUAUUUCUUUUUCAUAAAGUCAUAAAAACCAAAGUCAUAUUGAAGUCAAGACCACUGUUACAUUUAUAAAACCCAAAAUCCAAACAAACCCUUAAACCUCACCAAUUACCUCCUUUUCUCCCCAUUCUCUCUCUUCUUUUUUCCUUAGCUUCCAAGUUCUAAGCAUUAUUUGUACACCCUUUUAUUUUCUCUCUCUAAAAUCCUGAAAAAUUCACUUUUUUCUCUUCAAAUUUCAGAGCUUUUUCUGAAAUCUUAAAAUCCUCUGUUUUUUUCUCUGUUUUUUUACUCUGUUUUUUGGGGCCUUUUCUGUUUUUUAUUGGAAAAUGGGAAGAGCACCUUGCUGUGAUAAAGCAAAUGUGAAAAGAGGGCCCUGGUCUCCUGAAGAAGACGCCACUUUGAAGAAUUAUCUUCAUAAAAAUGGCACUGGUGGUAACUGGAUUUCUCUCCCUCAAAGAGCUGGUUUAAAGAGGUGUGGAAAGAGUUGCAGAUUAAGGUGGUUAAAUUAUCUAAGGCCAGACAUAAAACAUGGAGCUUUCAGUGAAGAAGAAGAUAACAUCAUAAUCUCUCUUUUCUACAAAAUGGGGAGCAGGUGGUCUGUGAUAGCUGCCAAUCUACCAGGAAGGACAGAUAAUGAUGUGAAGAAUCAUUGGAAUACUAAGCUUAAGAAGAAGCUUUUUGGUGGAAGCAACAACAAUAUUAACAAAUUCAACCCUUCUAAUAUCCCAAAAAUUGAUGUUCCUUUUACUUAUAACAACAAUAUUUUUAACAAUAAUCACACCAUUUUUCAAGCUCCUAAAUCUUCUUCAACUCCUUCAUCUUCACCUUCUCCUACACCUAGCUAUGUUGAUACUGAUCAUAGCUUUAAUCAUGAUCAUAAUCAUAAUCAUAAUCAUAUGUAUGUUCCAAUGCCUAGCUUUUCAAAUUUGUUGGCACAUUGUAGCACAACUACUUCUCCUAUGGCAUUACUGCCUAAUUAUGCCAAUUUGUCGAAUAUGGAUAACCCAUUUAACCCGGUUCCUAGCCCGAAUUACUCAUCCGGUCAGUACCCGCUUCACCAAUCUAGCUCCGCCCUCACGGUUCAUGAGAAUGUGGGCCCUCCGGAGGAAGGUUCUAGUGUAUCCGGAUCGUCGUCUGCUGUUUAUGGAUCGAGUUUGGAGGAUGACCUGUUUUUCGCCGAGUUAGGGUUCGGGUUGAUGCAAGAAGUGAUGAUGAACCCGAAUUGUGGUUAUGGUGAUCAAGAAGAUAUUAAGCCUCAAGGACUUGGUCAAAGUGUGGCUAAUUGAUUAUUAUUAUUCUGACUUAUAGGAGAGAUCAAUUAGGCAUCUUAAUUAAGUUUGCUUGUUUAUUGUUAAUUAAUAACUACUAGUAGUAUACUUUUAGUAUUUUAGUAAAUUAGCAAGUUUUAUUAAACCUCCUCAUUUGGUUGUUCAUAGUAGGGGACAAUGUAAUGUGAAUCUGAUUGAAGUAAUUGAUUAACCAAAAAAAAGUUGAUAUUGCAUGUUAUCAAAUAUCAAUACCUCCAUUUCUAUAA